This is a messenger RNA of Paramecium octaurelia, 354 nucleotides long. NCBI's taxonomy places the organism in Eukaryota, Ciliophora, Oligohymenophorea, Peniculida, Parameciidae. The record is from the annotation of a GenBank genome assembly.
AUGCAGAUUGACAAGGAAUAAUCAAAAGAAAAAGUCCCUUUGGGAGAAAACAAUUAAAAUCCUCAUGCUUUACUCAAUGUUAUUUGUAAAAAACUAUAAAACAUUUGUACUCUAACUUGCCAAAUAACAUAUCCAAAGAUAUAAAAUAAGAAAAUCAAAAAGAAGUGUUUAAGCAUAAGGAAAUAGAAGGAUUAUAAGACAAAAAUAUCAAAAAUUGGUGUUAAACCUAAUUAGUGUUUUUGUCAGAUAUGUUCAGAUUUCAAACUUUUAGAAUAUCUCUCGCAAUUGAGUGCUGUUGAAAAUUUACAGAAUCAAUUAGAUUAGAUUAAGGAGAUGAUUUAUCUUUUUUAUUGA